This is a messenger RNA of Phytomonas sp. Hart1, 525 nucleotides long. The record is from the annotation of a GenBank genome assembly. NCBI's taxonomy places the organism in Eukaryota, Euglenozoa, Kinetoplastea, Trypanosomatida, Trypanosomatidae.
AUGGAGCCCGUGACGCUCUUCCGCGAGCUCGCGCAGGCGGGGUUCAACUUCAUGCUCGACGACAGCGACGCCGCCUUUAUCGAGGAUCUGAGGCCGAAAAGCACCGCCCUCGAGGCAAAGGCCUACGCCGACAUCGCGCACUUCUGCCAGUACUAUAUCUUUUCGAACUCCCGCCAUAAUAAAUACGGCGAGGACCCGGAUAUGGCACUUUUUCUGAUGUCAAAGAAGAGCCGCCUGGUGGACGAGGAGCGGAAGGUCUUCCAGUCCUUGGAUCCUGCCGAGGAGAGCUGGUAUAGCGUGUGUUAUCACUGUGAUCGCUGCACGCUCUGCGCCUUCAAGGAAUCCGAAGACGUCGCGAACCUUAGAACACUCGACGGCUGCGAGCCGCACUUUGAUUUAUACACAAUGUUAUUGCCUAUUCAAGGCGAAGACGUCAUGCGUGAACAAUUCGCGACUACCAAUUAUCUUCUUCGACGUUGUGUUCAUCAGAUUCUCAAGAUUAUACGUCCUCUAACCUGGGGAUGA